Molecule: messenger RNA, 1581 nt
Organism: Necator americanus (New World hookworm)
Lineage: Eukaryota; Metazoa; Nematoda; Chromadorea; Rhabditida; Ancylostomatidae
Exons: 2
Coding region: 1-1581 (526 amino acids)
Source: RefSeq, a predicted model, not a curated record
AUGGCAAGUUAUUCCAGAGGUUCUCCCAUCCGAAAUACAACAUGCUAUCAUGUCGGUAAGAAAUCGUACGGAAUAAGACCAGAACACCUGAAGAGCCUUUCGCCAGUACUCAUCAACACCCCGGCGAGGUUCUUUACACGUUAUCUGUCGGAAUGCAAGGUUCCUAAACAGUGGAAGACCAGCAAGACCGUGUUGUUGUAUAAAAAGGGAGAUCCACAUGACAUCGGCAACUAUCGUCCAAUCUGCCUACUGUCCGUCAUCUACAAGCUCUUUACAAGAGUGAUCCUUAAUAGGAUUGAAAAAGUCCUGGAUGAAGGACAGCCAUGCGAGCAAGCAGAGUGUCGAGAAGGAUUCAGCACGAUUGACCACAUUCACACUGUUUCGAAACUCAGCGAGGUAUCACGAGAAUACAAGAUGCCGCUCUGUCUCACCUUCAUCGACUUAAAGAAGGCCUUUGACUCAGUUGAGACGGAAGCGGUCGUGGAAGCCUUGGACAACCAAGGCGUCCCUACUCAGUACAUAAAGGUACUUCGAGAGUUGUACAGUAACUUCACGACCGGUAUUUCGCCAUUCUACAAGAACAUCAUCAUUGACGUGAAGAGGGGGGUCCGACAGGGUGAUACAAUUUUACCCAAAAUAUUCACAGCCACCCUCGAGAACGCAAUGCGAAAGUUGGAAUGGGACGACAUGGAAGUGAAGGUUGAUGGUCGGCAGCUACACCAUUUGCGCUUUGCUGAUGACAUCGUACUGAUAACACCUAGCAUCAGCCAAGCGGAACGAAUGCUGACCGAAUUCGACGAAACAUGGGGAUGCAUCGGUCUUCAGCUGAAUCUACAAAAGAGAUGUUCAUGCGGAACGGAUGGCUACGUUUAUCUGGGUCGGGAACUGAACAUGAUGAACGACCUGACCUCCGAGCUGGACAGGAGGAAAGGAGCGGCUUGGGGAGCCUACAAGAGCAUCGAGGAUGUAGUGAAGAAGGCCAGGAAUACCCGGCUCCGUGCUCACCUCUUCAACACCACCGUACUUCCUGCUUUGAUCUAUGCUUCGGAAACCUGGGCAUUUCGCAAGCAGGAAGAAAACGCGGUGAGCGUCAUUGAACGCGCAAUUGAGAGAGUGAUGCUAGGAGUAUCUUGUUUCACGCAAGUGAGGGACGGGAUUCGAAGUUCUCUCCUACGUCAGCGAUCGAAGAUUAGAGACGCCGCCGCAUUUGCCAAGGAAAGUAAAAUAAGGUGGGCCGGACACGUGAUGCGCUUUAAUGACAGCCGUUGGACCAGAGCCGUGAGCGACUGGGUUCCCCGCGAUAUUAAACGCACUACAGGAAGACUGUCGACCCGAUGGUCAGAUUUCUUCACGAAGUCCUUCAAAGAAAAAUAUGAUGCUCUUCGUGUCCCACGCGGAAGGAGGAACCACUGGGCUACUCUGGCACGCGAUCGGGACAAAUGGAAAAAUUACUGGCGCCCGACCAGUUCGAAGAUCAACGGGAGUCAAGGUAAUCAAGGUAAUCAAGUAAACAUAUUGCGAGACAUAUUAGAAAAAGCAGAGCUUCUUUCUUUUUUUCCAAAUGGUACCAACGUAGAAUGA